Sciurus carolinensis (gray squirrel) is the source of this 942-nucleotide messenger RNA. Its product is annotated as olfactory receptor 2AJ1-like. Lineage: Eukaryota; Metazoa; Chordata; Mammalia; Rodentia; Sciuridae. Gene Ontology annotation, biological process: G protein-coupled receptor signaling pathway. The record is from RefSeq and is a predicted model, not a curated record. Gene Ontology annotation, cellular component: membrane. The transcript has a single exon. Bases 1 to 942 code for a protein of 313 amino acids. Gene Ontology annotation, molecular function: olfactory receptor activity; G protein-coupled receptor activity.
AUGAGAUCCGACAACAUCACUGCCAGCACCAACUUCAUCCUCCUGGGGCUCUUCUCCACUUCCCACUCCAGCCUGGUCUCCUUCUCCUUCCUGGUUGGCGUUUUCAUCAUGGCCCUGAUGGAAAACACGCUUAUGAUCCUGCUCAUCCACAGGGACCCAUGCCUGCACACCCCCAUGUACUUCCUGCUCAGUCACCUCUCCUUCAUGGACAUAAUGCACAUUUCCAACAUCGUUCCCAAGGUGAUCGCUGACUUCCUGUCAGGCAGCAGAGCGAUUUCCUUCGCAGGCUGUGGGACCCAGUUGUUUCUGUCCCUCUUGAUGCUGGGCAGUGAAUGCCUUCUCCUGGCUGCCAUGUCCUGUGACCGCUAUGUGGCCAUCUGCCACCCCCUGCGCUACCCGGUACUCAUGAGUGAGAGAGUCAGUGUGCUCCUGGCUGCAGGGUGCUGGCUGGUCGGGAUCCUCAAUGCCACCAUCCACACAGGGCUGAUCCUCCACUUCCCUUACUGUAACUCUAGGGUGAUCGAUCACUAUUUCUGUGAACUUCCUGCCUUGGUGAAGUUGUCCUGUGCAGACACUUCACGCUAUGAACGAGGGGUUGAUGUGAAUGCCAUUAUUUUCCUGCUGAUCCCUCUCUCCAUGAUCUGUGCAUCUUAUGUGCAGAUUCUUCUCACCGUCCUGCAGAUGAAGUCAUCCGAGGCACGGAAGAAGGCCUUUUCCACCUGCUCCUUCCACAUGGUCGUGGUCCUAAUGUACUAUGGGCCCUUCAUGUUCACCUACAUGAUACCCAAGUCAUACCACACCCCAAGCCAGGACAAGUUGAUGGCAAUAUUCUACACCAUCGUCACACCCACCCUCAAUCCUGUCAUCUACAGUUUCCGGAACAAAGACGUCCUGACGGCCAUGAAGAACCUGCUAAGAAGUAGCUUUCUGUAUAAAAAAUGA